Sinocyclocheilus anshuiensis is the source of this 1698-nucleotide messenger RNA. Its product is annotated as cytokine receptor common subunit gamma-like. Gene Ontology annotation, molecular function: cytokine receptor activity; protein binding. The transcript has 9 exons. The record is from RefSeq and is a predicted model, not a curated record. NCBI's taxonomy places the organism in Eukaryota, Metazoa, Chordata, Actinopteri, Cypriniformes, Cyprinidae. Gene Ontology annotation, cellular component: external side of plasma membrane; membrane. The coding region runs from base 94 to 1482 and encodes 462 amino acids. Gene Ontology annotation, biological process: immunoglobulin mediated immune response; cytokine-mediated signaling pathway.
UAAAGAAGCAAAAGUUGUGAAGGAAACACGCUGUAGUGAACAUCCUGUGUAGUAUUAGACCACAGUCAUUUGUUACUCAGACGCUCAGAGAGCAUGACUUACAUUCACACAUCAAGACUAUAUUUUGGGUUUUUGUUCUUUAUUCUGUCCUUUCAACGAUGCUGCUCAGCAGUUGAUCUGAGUGUACAGUGUAAGAUCAUCAACCUUGAGUAUGUGGAGUGCUUCUGGCACCCAAACACAUCAACAAUGAACUACACCUUCAGCAGUGCAUUUAAAAAGGAUCUCUCACAAGACUGUCCAGAAUACAUAAGGGAGCACAAUUACACUGUAGGCUGCAGAAUUCCUCUCAAAGACCCUGGUCACAAGUUUAGAAAAUUUUAUACAAAUGUAUCCACUGACGGAAACCACACUAUUUCAAAAACCUUUGAAUCCCUCCAGAGAAAAGUGCAGCUAAACCCACCCUAUAACCUCUCAGUGAUGUGGAAUGAGCAGGACAGCACACUUUUACUGCAGUGGAACAGUAGUUCCCCCCCCCAAAAAAAAUGUGUCGUCUAUAUGGUGCGCAACCAGAAAGACACAAGCCAGUCCUCAAACGUGACAGGUACAUCAUACAGUCUGUCUCAGGUCUCACAGAACAAGCCCUAUGUUUUCCAAGUGCGGAGCACUGUUGCUGACACCUGUGGUGAUUCAGAUCUCUGGAGUGACUGGAGUGAUCCGGUGGAGUGGGGCAGUACCGGGAACAUCAGCAGACAAGGCUGGUGGACGUGGUUGUAUGGUAUUGUGUCAGUCCUUCUGCUGUUUCUGCUGGGUUUCUUAUUGUGUUAUUGUGAGAGGAAAAAGAUCAUCUUUCUUCCGGUCGUGCCUGACCCUAGCAAAAACCUACAGGAUUUGUUUCAUAAACAUGAUGGAAAUGUUGAGAGCUGGGUUCACAUCUCCAGAGAGCUGAAGGAAGCUUUUGAGCCUGACUACACAGAGCCAUCCUGUGACGUGUGUGAACUUAUGCCCUCUUGUGACGCCGGUCCUGCUUCUCAAACUGACAACUGUGAUGAACCAAGCACUGAAAAAGUGCGUGCAGAUGAACCAAGCACUGAAAAAGAGCGUGCAGAUGAACCAAGCAAUGAAGGAGAGCAUGCAGAUGAACCAAGCACUGAAAAAGAGCAUGCAGAUGAACCAAGCAAUGAAAGAGAGCGUGCAGAUGAACCAAGCACUGAAGGAGAGCGUGCAGAUGAACCAAGCACUGAAGGAGAGCGUGCAGAUGAACCAAGCACUGAAGGAGAGCGUGCAGAUGAACCAAGCACUGAAGGAGAGCGUGCAGAUGAACCAAGCACUGAAAGAGAGUAUGCAGAUAAACCAAGCACUGGAGAAGAGCGUGCAGAUGAACCAAGCACUGAAAAAGAGUAUGCAGAUAAACCAAGCACUGGAGAAGAGUAUGCAGAUAAACCAAGCACUGAAAAAGAGCAUGCAGGACAGCAGAGCUCAUAAGCCAAAGUGGCACUAACCAUUCACCUGCACUGUCAGCUCAUUCUUACUGAACAUUUUAAUGUUUCCUUUUGCACAUUUAUUUUACCUCAUUCAUUUCUUAUUGUAAGCAGAGUUUAUGUAUUUGUAGUAAAUGUAAUUGUUGACAUUUCUCAAUCAAUAUUACAGUGUACCCAAAAGUUUAGGGUUGUUAUGUUGACCAAGACUGCUUUUAUUUGA